Molecule: messenger RNA, 1611 nt
Organism: Helianthus annuus (common sunflower)
Lineage: Eukaryota; Viridiplantae; Streptophyta; Magnoliopsida; Asterales; Asteraceae
Product: ubiquitin carboxyl-terminal hydrolase 4
Exons: 6
Coding region: 218-1327 (369 amino acids)
Biological process (GO): protein deubiquitination
Cellular component (GO): nucleus; cytosol
Molecular function (GO): cysteine-type endopeptidase activity; cysteine-type deubiquitinase activity
Source: RefSeq, a predicted model, not a curated record
AGAAUUUAUGAUACACACAUGAGAUGAGAGGAGAGGAGUCAACUUGAAAGAAAGAAUCAAAGUUUGAUAAACAAUAAAACCCGAUCAAACUGUUUCCAAAUAUAAAACCCUAAUCACCCAAAUUCAUCAAAUCGAUAUCAAUUUCCUCAAAUUCUCCUCUUCAUCGCUCAAUUUAUUGAGAGAAAUAGAGGAAUUUUGGUAUCUGGUUGAUGGUCUCAUGGGCGCAACGGGGUCUAAGCUCGAGAAAGCUCUAGGAGACCAGUUUCCUGAAGGCGAACGCUAUUUUGGACUCGAAAACUUCGGUAACACUUGCUAUUGUAACAGCGUCUUGCAGGCUCUAUAUUUCUGUGUUCCAUUUCGCGAACAACUACUUGAAUACUACGGGAAUAUUAAAAAUCCAGGAGACAUAGAAGAAAAUCUCCUCACAUGUUUGGCAGAACUGUUUAUGCAGAUUAGUACACAAAAGAAGAAGACAGGCGUUGUUGCUCCAAAACGCUUUGUACAAAGAGUGAAGAAAGAAAACGAGCUUUUCCGUGGUUACAUGCAUCAGGAUGCACAUGAAUUUUUGAAUUUCUUGUUAAACGAACUAGUUGACAUACUAGAGAAAGAAGCCAAUUCGUCAAAAGGUUCAAAAGAGCAUUCAUCACCUUCUGAAAAGAUUCCCAAUGGGAUACAUGUUCCUCAGGCCAACGGUGUACGCAAGGAGCCCUUGGUUACUUGGGUUCACAAAAAUUUUCAGGGUAUACUUACAAAUGAAACAAAGUGUUUGAGGUGCGAGACUGUGACCGCAAGGGACGAGACGUUUUUAGAUUUAAGCCUUGAUAUCGAACAGAACAGUUCAAUUACAAGCUGUUUAAAGAACUUCAGCUCCACUGAAACCUUGAAUGCUGAGGAUAAAUUUUUCUGUGACAAAUGCUGCAGUUUGCAGGAAGCACAAAAGAGGAUGAAGAUCAAGAAACCGCCACACAUCUUGGUUAUACACUUAAAGCGGUUCAAGUACAUGGAACAGUUGGGCAGGUACAAAAAGUUAUCAUAUCGUGUCGUUUUUCCUCUCGAGCUGAAGCUGACCAACACCAUGGAAGAUGCUGACUGUGAGUACUCGUUAUUUGGAGUGGUGGUUCAUGUCGGCAGUGGGCCCAACCAUGGCCAUUAUGUAAGUCUGGUCAAAAGCCACAACCACUGGCUGUUCUUUGAUGACGAAAAUGUAGAAAUGAUUGACGAAUCUGCUGUUCAAACCUCAUUUGGGUCAGCCCAAGAGUACGCAAGCAACACUGAUCAUGGGUACAUUCUGUUCUAUGAGAGUCUCGCUGCCAACAGUGAUCGUUAAAUGGUGUUUUGUGUUUUUUGGUUUUUGUGGUAUCAUCCAUCAUAUAGGGGGGGGGGGGGGGAUUUGGGAUUAUUAGAUGAGAAGAAAGUUGAGAUGGGUUUGAUGUACAGUUGAUGCUGCUAUAACUAUUUGGUUUCAUCCGUUUUUAGUUGUAACAAUAAAGAUGCAUAUGUGGAUGAUAGCGAACACGUCGUUUUAAACACUAAUACGAUCAUCAAAGACAACGAUGAUAAGUCCCUUGACGGGUUGAGAAAUGUUAAUUCAUCGUCUUGUUUCUUGUUUUG